This is a messenger RNA of Capsella rubella, 1226 nucleotides long. Its product is annotated as transcription factor bHLH51. The record is from RefSeq and is a predicted model, not a curated record. The coding region runs from base 147 to 878 and encodes 243 amino acids. The transcript has 2 exons. Gene Ontology annotation, biological process: regulation of DNA-templated transcription. Gene Ontology annotation, molecular function: DNA-binding transcription factor activity; protein dimerization activity. Lineage: Eukaryota; Viridiplantae; Streptophyta; Magnoliopsida; Brassicales; Brassicaceae.
CUUCCACUUACAUUGAAAAAACCUCUUUCAACUCUCAGUUUCAGAUUCUGCAACCAAAGAAAAUAAACAAAGAGAGAAAGAGAGAGGUAUAUAACUUCCAUUUCAAAAAUACAACCAAGUCUUUCUUUAUUUGUUUUCUCGUGGCGAUGGAGAAUUCUUACGACUCAACUACUCCAUAUAUGGUGUCAUGGUCAUUACAGUCUGAUUCUGAUUGGAACCGCUUUAAUCUUGGCUUCUCUUCUUCCUCCUCCGGCAAUUUCCCGGCUGAUGAUUGUGUCGGUGGGAUUGAAAAAGCUGAGUCACUUUCAAGAAGCCACCGUCUUGCUGAGAAAAGACGCCGUGACCGUAUUAAUUCCCACCUCACCGCUCUCCGCAAACUUGUCCCCAACUCCGACAAGUUAGACAAAGCAGCUCUAUUAGCAACAGUAAUAGAGCAAGUGAAAGAACUCAAACAACAAGCAGCAGAAUCACCAAUCUUCCAAGAUCUUCCAACAGAGGCAGAUGAAGUAACCGUGCAGCCUGAAACCAUCUCUGACUUUGAAUCAAACACCAAUACACUCAUCUUCAGAGCUUCGUUUUGCUGCCAAGACCAACCAGAGGUAAUCUCAGAGAUCAUAAAAGUUCUCACAAAGCUUCAACUCGAAACGAUCCAGGCUGAGAUUAUAAGUGUCGGAGGUCGAAUGAGAAUCAAUUUCAUCCUAAGAGAUAACAACUGCAAUAAGACUACGAACGUAGCUUCAUCAGCAAAAGCUUUGAAGCAAUCACUUUGCGCUGCGUUAAACAGAAUCACAUCUUCUUCUUCUUCAUCUACUUCUUCGGUUUGCAGAAUCAGAAGCAAAAGACAGAGAUGGUUCCUCUCUUCUCACUACUCACAAUGAAUGCAUUUUCACUAUAUACUUUUGCAGAUAGUAGAACUCGAACCCAUUAUUACUAAAAGGUUUUUUCAGCAAUUUGGUUCCUACUAAACCUAAUCAAGAUUUGUAUAAUCCAAAAUGUGUAUAACCUAAAUCUGAAUUGUUCCAUAAGCUCUAAACCAAAAUGAUAAGAUCACAACGAAGAUUAGCAUAAAGAUAUAACAUUACUGUUAGAAAAAAACUGAUCCGAUAGAUUAAGGUUUAACAUUAAUCGAAGAUCCAUACAACCCAACAAUAACGAAGACAAGAAAAACUUGAAACGAGUUCAGACAACAGUACUAAGGAUUAUAAGCGAAAAGACAGAAACAACAG